GGAGUGCGCUCAUGUGAGGAUGAAGUGUUUUGCUGUCCACACGCUCUCACACCUUCUCCACAGGUGGACUCUCACCGUCCUGCACAUUAACAAAAACAGUUUGACGUCACCAGUGCUCCUGAUUGGACAGGAGGAGGAGCCUGUUUGCGUCUGUGUGUGUGUGUGCUCGCUUCAAAUUUGGGUUGUCUCUGCCCCACACCAGCUCACAGCGUCACACCACCUGAGCGCAGCACACAGCUCCACCAACGCUCCGUCACACGCCAGCGGAACCCGGGACCAGGAAGCCCAGGAGUCUCUCUGGGCCCCCACACGUGGACUCGCUGAUCGUGCAAACGCUACACCGGUGUCCUGACCCCUCGCGGGAAGGAAGCAGCUACAGUCCUCUAGUGCCCCCUCAUGUCAGUAGAGACCCUCCGGCCAUCGUGUGGGCGAAUGGCGGGGGUUCCCAGCCCCUCUGUCCCACCGUUGCGCCUGCGCUCCAAGGGACCCCACUUUUUUCGGCGGACAGAGGCUCCCGCGGAGGGGCGGCCCAGCGCCGUGGAGCGCCUGGAGGCGGACAAAGCCAAGUAUGUGAAGAGCCAGCAGGUAAUGCAGAGCAAGCAGGAGCCCGUGUGCAUGCCGGCGACACCGCCGCGCCACCCGGCCAGGCCCACGCCUCUCCAGAAGACGUCCGCCCACUCUGCCCUGAGCCAAGGCCGAAGCCUGACCUCACCUGUCCAGCCCUUGACCGCACCCACCAGCCCUCAGAACUCAGCAGCCCAGGCCAUCGGCCCACCCAGAACAAUGACCGCACGCCUCCGAUCUGUAGCCACUCCCCUUGACCCUCAUGCCACACCCACACGGACCUCCAUCCAGCAAGUUCGUGCCCUGAGCAUUUCCUCUCCUUCCUUGGUCCCGCCGAGCACCCCCAUGACGCUGGCUGUUAGUACCUCGACUGGCCCCAGGCCUCUGGCCCCGCCCACAGUGCCACACCCCACUGCCCGCAAGACCCAGCGCCCGGAGGCCUGCGGCGUCACGCCACUCAACCUGGAGACCCUCACCAACCUCAUCAACGUGUCUGAUGCCCCCCUCCCUUCCAGCGCCUCAGCCCCACCUCCCAAACUCCAUCACGGCAUCGCCCGAAGCAGCGGGGCGGCCUCCCAGCCUUCCUGUUCUCUGCAAAGCCCCCCCGGCGUGGCCGUGCGCAGGGUGGACGUGAGACCCCACGCGACGCAGGGCUCCCCCCUCAGGGCUCAGCUGCAGCUGCGCCUGCUGCAGCGACCGCAGCCGCGGCUUCCUUCGGUUCAGUCUCCGCCACCCCCCGGCUCGCCAGCCUCCACCUGCUCCCUGCAGCGCUCCAAGUCAGACUUGAGUGACCGGCUGUCCCGGGCGCCGGCCGACCUCGAGCGCUUCUUCAACUACUGCGGCUUGGACCCCGGCGAGGUGGAGGGUCUCACCUGGGCCGGCUCCGACAUCACCUCGCUCUCGAGGCUGCGCAGCGCCAGCGCUCCGGGGUCGGAACACGGCGGUCGGUCGCAGGCCAGCGACCGGGACCUGGAUGAGGUGGAGCCGCCCACAGGACGCGCCCCUUACGGUGUGUCCGUCAUCGAGAGGAACGCCCGCGUCAUCAAGUGGCUCUAUGGGCUGCGCCAGGCCUGGGGUAUAUAGCUGGGGGUCGCUGGAGUCGCCGGGGUCGCCAAGGAGGUGGCUGCACUUUGACAACUCGGAAGCAUCUAAACGGUCGGGUUGCACGGAAGAAGCGGUGAAGGAGAGCCGCUAGGACACUCGGGUACCAAAACGACAGACUUUCAGGCCACCUGACGGUGCUGGCGAACUAACCGUGAUUCACCAGUGUGUGUCUGUGGCUGAAAAGUGUAAAAUCAUUGUAAAAACUGCAGGGAACUGUUGAGUUGCUGUGAAUGCUGAGUUGCUCCCUUGUCUUUCUGCUUCCUCACUUGACUUCACUGAUAAUCAUCAUUGCAGUAAAGUCCAUGGAGGGGGUGGAACUCCCUAGAUCAUUUUCUUGUUUUCUUCUGCCAGUGUGUCACUCUACCUGUGUGUGCAGCUCUUCCAGGCCCACAGUGGGCUUGUCUCUGUGUGCCAUGGUGGGGGGUGGGGGUCUCUAGGCUGCGCCCAGGCUCCAGUGUCUCAGACAAACAUAGCACGACUUGGUGGAAACUGUGCAUGAUGGGAAGUUACAGGGCGUGGACUGUAAACUGAGGAGACCCUGGAAAAAGUGUGACUGGCCUCAGUCAGGUGUCACCGUGGAAACAUGGCACUCACUGACUGGGUUCACUGGUGAGCCACGGGUUCGAAUCACUGCGCCCUCAGGCCAGGGGAGGGCUGAGUCAUCACUGAGUCACCCGUGAGUCACCUGAUAGAGCGAUUCAGGGCGGGUAUGGAGGUGCACUGGGAGUCCUCAGUGAAAUAAAGUGUUUUACACUGCAAGUGUCACCCCCACCCUCCUCUGCCACCCCAACACACUGGGGUCACUGAGUGUGUUGUACUUCACUGUGUUUCACUGAACGAAAUGUGUCACAUGGCACUCAAACCCAUGUGUCGUAUUUCCGCCAUGGAGCUGUAAGGUGUGAACAUGGUUCGCGGUUGGUCUUAAGUGUACAGGUGCAACAAUAACUCCUGUCCAUAAAAGUGUGCGUGUGUGUGU
This is a messenger RNA of Scleropages formosus (Asian bonytongue), 2644 nucleotides long. RefSeq names its product protein FAM110B-like. NCBI's taxonomy places the organism in Eukaryota, Metazoa, Chordata, Actinopteri, Osteoglossiformes, Osteoglossidae. The coding region runs from base 397 to 1647 and encodes 416 amino acids. The record is from RefSeq and is a predicted model, not a curated record. The transcript is spliced from 2 exons.